AUGCAUUUGUUUACUUUGGAGUCCGAGAUGACGCCUUCUUUUUUAUUCACUUUGUUCCUGUUGCAAGGUCUCUGGGUCAGUGGAUCACCGGGCUGUGCGUCCUGUGGCGUGCCCGCUAUGGAAAGAACCGCAGAAGAAAGGCAUAUGAUAGAAAUCGUCAAGCAGCAACUUUUAGACAAGCUGCACCUGAAAGAAAGACCGAACAUCACUCAGACGGUUCCCCGGGCAGCGCUCCUCACUGCGCUGCGCAAACUGCACUCUGGGCGCGUCCGACAGGAUGGUACUUUGGAACCAGAAAACAGUUUACCCAAAGAUCAAAGCUAUGAAAUUGUGAGCUUUGCAGAUCUAAAUGAGACAGAGAGUGGGGAUGCAGCUAGCCUCAGCCUUGCCUUCCAGUUUCUACAGGAGCAAGGGCAAAAUAUCCAGGUGCUCCAGUCUUCUCUGUGGAUCUAUGUCCGCUCCUCUGAGGACCGCCAUAGAGACUCCCGCCUCUCUGCUCAGGUGUUUCUCUCUGCAGAAGCUGGGGUGCCAGGAGCUAACCGCACCCUGGUGAUGGAAAAGAUGCUGGAGGUCAAGGUGAGUAACUGGCACACCUUCCCCAUCACCCGCACCUUGCAGGCCUUUCUGGAAGGGGCCCGGCACAAACUGCGUUUGGAGGUAAACUGCGAUGAGGAUGGGAAGAACCUUUGCUCCCUGGAUGGCUCUACCGACACCCUCAACCAGCCCUUCCUGGCUGCCCAGCUGCGUCUCCGAGAAGACUACUCCAAACACUCUCUCAGGAAGCGCUCGGUACGUUGUGGUGAAGAUGUAAGCGUGUGCUGUAAGAGAGAAUUCUACAUAAAUUUUAAAGAUAUCCAGUGGAAUGACUGGAUCAUUGCACCUGAGGGCUACCAUAUGAACUACUGCAUGGGUCAGUGCCUCCAGCAUCUGGCUGGAUCCCCGGGCAUAGCAUCCUCAUUCCAUGCCACUGUCUUCAGCCAGCUGAAAAUCAAUGGCAUUAACGCAGAUGUAUCUUCAUGUUGUGUUCCUACUGAGCGACGGCCACUCUCCAUGGUGUACUUCAACUCCCAGCACAUCAUUGUCCAAACGGACGUCCCUGAUAUGAUAGUGGAUUCCUGUGGAUGUACAUAAAGGAUUUGUAAAUAUAUGUUAUAGUUAACAAAUACUUUUUUAAUAUGGGAUAAUUAGACAGAAUGAUAAUACAUGAUAACAGAGGAGGAGUAAAUCUUAUUUGGGACAACAAAUAACUCUAAAUACGCUGUUACUUGUACUCUUUUCUUCCCAAAUAAAACACACAAGUGUGUAGAAAUAAUAUAUAAAUAAUAAAACAACACAUAAUUUAGCAGUUUACACAUACAUAAACAAUUAGAGGAAUAGACCAAGAGAUCUUUCUGUUUUAUCACAGUUUGUCACUCAUUAGAUUUUGAGAGAAGGGUUUGAGAGAAAAUGUUACACUGAGUCUCAAUGAAGACCAUUUUUUUUAAACCGAGGCACUAUAAAAUAAAGUUAAUAAACUAAGAAACGUUAAAAGACAUACAAUAGAAAAAAGAAUAUUUGUGAUAUUAUCGUAAACCAAAUAUAGAGCUGUAAAGUGGCUAUUAGUCCGGCUUAAGACACUGCUUAUGGAGGUCAUAUGAAACACUAAGAGAUUAAUGUAAUGCCCUCACUGUAGUUCAUUUUAAAGAUGCAUUUUCUUUUUCAUUUUCGUCAUGUUUAGAUUAUUUAUUUUGUAUUUUACAAUUGCUGCUGGAUUUCAGUGGAAUUCAGUCCAAAGACAUUUGGUGUAGAACUGACCUGUUAAAGAGAGGCUUUUAAAAUAACCUUAUAGUAUGCCUUCAACUUGUGUCAAGGCACAAAGAUAAUCCAGUAUUAGUGAGUAUUAUUACUGAGUGACUAAUGCUGUCUUUUUAUGUCAAACCUUUUUGUAUUUUAUUUUGGGUUUUUCUUUUGAAUUACACCCAAAGACAUUUUUAAUUGUAUUGUGAAGUUAUGGUGAAUGUUUGAACUUGUCACGCUUUGACCAUGUUCAAUUAGCCCUGAGUUCUGUCUGAGCCAAUGAUGCACGUAUGUUGAAAUUAGUUUGAUCAGCAUCUCCACUGUAUUAUUUACACAAGUCGGCUAAUCAGUUGGGUAACUUUAUCUCUGACAGCAUGAACCCAAGGUCAUUUCUCAGCAGCGUGAGCAAACAUUUAGCUAUUGCCUCAGUGUCAGUUAAUGUGAAGGUCUGUGAGGCAGGUCACAUAGCAUGUGGGUUUGCAUGUUGGCAUUAAUAUCUCAAAGUCUAAAGUUUUCUUGGAUGAUGUCAAAUUAGGAGCAAUCUGGUAUUCUUUUUUUUUUUUUAAACUUCUUUGUUACCCAAUAGUACACAUUUAUAGUCCUACAAUUUAUAAGUGAGUGUAAAAAGUACUAUGUCCAAUCCUAAAGAAUAUUAAGUAAGAUAUAUACUUUGAAAAAUGCCAGCAUCUACACUAAAAUAACUUAAAGUUAAUGAGCACUUUUGCCUCACAAUGCAACACGUGACGGACAUGGAGAACAUUUUACAUUUUCAAAAAAUGAUGUCAUUUCAUGGUAGGAAGAAUGUAUUAUUUACAAUAAUGUAUCGUAUAUGGACUACAAAGAUAUAAUAAUAUAUUUAUAGUAAAUUCCUGAGUCACAGGCCUUACUUCUUGCCUAUGUUUACACCAAGUGUUGGAAAAGCCAAAGAUGUUUUCUGGAUUUUCUGGAUUGUACUGGCAUUGCACAAAUGUUAUUUUGAUGGCAAACAUACUUGGGCUUUUUGCCUUACAAGAUUGUUCAUAACAUUUAUGUCCAAAUAGCCCACAAACUUGUUCCAGCUAUCUGUUGCCUCUAAAAGCUUCUCUUGUAUUAUUAUCUUGUAAACCAAUUGCAUUAUUGUGUAUUAUUUUAUUUUGCAAGCACCCCCUAUCCCAUGACUCAAUGUAACAUUGAGGCACCAUCAUAACAUAACUUAUAAAGCACUUUAUCACCCUACUGUAUUUUAAGAGCAAAUUCUGCUAGAGGGUUCUACUACUUAUAAAUCUAACGGAAAACUAUUGAUACUGCGCCUACAGAAAGCAUUAUGUCAAUCAUCUUAUUUUCUCAAGCUCUAAUUGAGUUUAAAUGCGUUGUAUUGCAUGUUUUUGCAGAGCACAUAUAUAGAGUUUCUGUAUACUGUAACUGGUGGAAAUGGAGUCAGGAUUAUAAUUUUGUGUCAAUUGAAAUGUGUAAUUAUUGUCUUUAUUUUUAUAUAAUGCUAUUAUGAGCAUAAUGUAUGAGUUGUAAUAUUACUUCAAUGCAAAAUGUUUGUCGCAAUGUGCUGACAUGAUGUGAUUAUAGCACAGUAUACUGUUAAUAAAUAAAUGAAUAUUUUAAAUUGA
This is a messenger RNA of Gymnodraco acuticeps, 3377 nucleotides long. Its product is annotated as inhibin beta B chain. NCBI's taxonomy places the organism in Eukaryota, Metazoa, Chordata, Actinopteri, Perciformes, Bathydraconidae. The transcript has 2 exons. Gene Ontology annotation, cellular component: extracellular region. Gene Ontology annotation, molecular function: growth factor activity; hormone activity; cytokine activity. Gene Ontology annotation, biological process: SMAD protein signal transduction; BMP signaling pathway. The record is from RefSeq and is a predicted model, not a curated record. Bases 1 to 1131 code for a protein of 376 amino acids.